Messenger RNA from Patella vulgata (common limpet), 2140 nucleotides. RefSeq lists its product as uncharacterized. NCBI's taxonomy places the organism in Eukaryota, Metazoa, Mollusca, Gastropoda, Patellidae. Gene Ontology annotation, molecular function: protein binding. Bases 68 to 2017 code for a protein of 649 amino acids. The transcript is spliced from 11 exons. Gene Ontology annotation, biological process: signal transduction. The record is from RefSeq and is a predicted model, not a curated record.
UUUAUAUUGACUCCAUGGAAGUUUGUAAUAGCACAUUGAUUAUGUUCAGGCAGAUUUGACUUUUUCAAUGGGAGCCUCAUCAUCAGUUGCAGGGUCUACUGCAGCCUCGGCCAUCCAUGGCUCCAUAGAUAACCUCAAAGAUUCAGUAAAAGUAAAGAAGAAAAACAAGAAAAUAAAUCCCAAUGAAGAUAAACCGAGCGACAAUAUGGAAACUAUUAAAAACAUGAAAAAUGAUAAUCCAGUACUAGUGGAUGACUUUAACUUUUUUGAAGAAACAACCAAUCAAUUAAAAAUAAAUUCCUCUGAAGACCAGCUUAAAAGAUUGAGUAAAAAGUUAGCAGAAUUUGAGACAAGGUUUUUCUGCUAUACUGAAAUGAAACUUCACAGAAACUUGGGGGAUUAUUUAGCUAUGAUUGGUUUUGUGGAAAUUGCUGUGAACAAAUAUAUAGCUAUAUUAAAAACUGCCAAUCUCAAACAUUUAACGGAUACAAUCUUGGAAAUUAAAGAGGUUCAUACUGCUGAUAAUAUUAAAAUGACAGAAAAUGAAGUAUGGUUCCUUAUUUCUGUAAGAAGUGUGCUCUGGAACUUUUCUGAUGCUAGUGUAAAGUUAGGAGACAGAGUUGCCAAGAUGGGUUUUUUUCAUUAUCUCAUGAAUGAUCUGAAAGAAUUACAUAAAAAGUCUGCUGAAUUUGUGAAAAAUAGCAGUGUUUUUGAUUCGGCUGUAGGAAUUUUACACAACUGUGGUAAAUCUUCAAGUGUUGAAACACGAGAAUGUUUCAGAAAAGAAGAUACAGUGAAAAAUUUGGUGCCUUUUUUACAAACGAAAUCAAAAAAUGUUAAGCUCCUGGUUCUCCUUACCUUAGCAAAUAUAAUCAACGAAGAAGAGAAUCAUUUAUUGUUAGCAGAUGAUACUAUAUUUGAUGAUAUUAUUCAAAUGAUAAAAUGGGCAAACAAGAACCAAGGUCACAGAUUUGAUGGGUUUAGUGUAGAGGAAUUGGUCUCAGGAUUAAAGGGCUUGGCCAGAAAUGAUCAAAAUAAGAACAUAUUAAUGAAGAAAGGUGCUCUUCCGCUAUUAAAAGAAAUUAUUGAGGCUAAAUAUAAUGAUGGCGAGGUUUUACAAGCAACAGAAGCGAUCAGAAUUUUGUCAUUUUCUAAAGACAACAAAAAUGAUAUCAAGAAAGACGUAAGUCUAAUCCAGCUGUUAACGGAUUUAACUAAAAAUACUGUGGAGAAUGUAGCCAAUGCAGCAUCUGGGAUUCUGUGGAAUAUCAAAGAUGAUAAAGAAAAGCAUGAAAAUGUAAAAAACAGUCCAGCAAAAUCUAAUGGACAUGUUAUGAUUAGUUAUCAGUGGGCAGACCAGAAAAAACUCAUACAGAUCUCCCAAAUGUUAAGUGAAGCGGGUUAUUUGGUGUGGAUGGAUAUUAAAGAUAUGGAAGGGUCUACUCUACAAGCUAUGGCAGAUGCUGUGGAGAAAGCUUGUGUUGUUUUAGUCUGUAUGUCAGAAAGAUACAAAGAAAGUUCCAACUGUAGAACAGAAGCAGAAUAUGCAUUUACGUUAAAAAAGCCAAUUAUACCUCUUAUGAUGCAGAGGGGUUACAAACCUAAUGGAUGGUUAGGUAUGAUUCUGGGUGCUAAAUUAUUUGUUGACUUCAGUGGUAAAUAUUCAUUUGAUGAUUCGUUUAAAAAUUUAUCACGUCAGUUGGGAAAAGAUGGUAAAAUUGGUGGAGAUGCUGAUGAGGUUGACGGGCCAAUAGCAGUAGUAAGAUCUGUUCCUUUACAAGCAGCAAGAGGUAAUGGUACAAAUGAAUGGUCUGCAGAUGAUGUAUCAAAAUGGCUGAAAAAAAUCAGUUUAGAUAGCAAAGAGAAACUACAGUCUUUGACAGGAGAACAGUUGACUUUCUUGAAGAAAUUAUCUAACAGGGCACCAGAAUUUUUCUUCAGCUAUGUUAAAACUGAUCUUGGUUUACACAGAUUAGAUGAUCUGAUGAAAUUUACUAAUGCAAUAGAUCAAAUUUAAACAUCUAGAUAAUUAUUUUGUGUUUAUGAACUAUUCAAUGAAUUUGUAUCUAAGGCCACACAAAAAAAGUAGUCUGGUUCUGAGACAAUCCUUUUAGAAAAAUUGAUGCGGGAGGGCGUUUGG